Gigantopelta aegis is the source of this 2823-nucleotide messenger RNA. Its product is annotated as A-kinase anchor protein 17A-like. The record is from RefSeq and is a predicted model, not a curated record. NCBI's taxonomy places the organism in Eukaryota, Metazoa, Mollusca, Gastropoda, Neomphalida, Peltospiridae. Bases 72 to 1532 code for a protein of 486 amino acids. The transcript has 5 exons.
GAAAUAUGGCGGCUGGUGUUUGACAAUUUUGGAACGUUAUAUAUUUUGACUUGUUUUUAAUUUUGGAAGCCAUGUCCACCACAACAGUCUGCGGUGAUACUUCGGAAGCAGUAGAAUUUUUCACCCCAGCAGGUCUCUGCUUGAAACCCAUAGCCAAACUCAACGUCUGCGUUCAGCUUCCACAGUUGAAGGCCCCCGGGAAGACGAUAUCAAACUGGGAGGUGAUGGAGAAAGUCAAGCACAUGAUCAGACCCGAGGAGUUCAUCACACUGAAAAUUGUGAAGAGCACGCUGGAGUUUAUCCGCCUGGAGGGAGAGAUCGAGAACAAGGGCAAGAUUAAACUUCUGAUCGCGAAGCUCGAUGGCAAGACAAUCAAGCUGUGUGGCUUCACCGAAAGUCUCAAAGUGCGGGCAGCCGAGGCGAAGAUCAACUUCCCUUCCCGACACGACUGGGAUUCGUAUUUCCGCGAUGCCAAGAACAUGAAUGAAAUGAAGUCCGGCGAGAGACCCGACACGAUUCACCUGAAAGAGCUGCCCACUCGCUGGUUUGCCAGUCGCAAAGACAAGAAGAAGGACAUUCCGAGCGAGCAGAUUCUGCGGCGGGUGUUUGACGUGUUUGGUGAGGUCCGCUGUGUCGAUAUUCCUAUGCUCGACCCAUACAGGAAGGAGAUCAUUGCGGCCUCCAAGCUGGGCACAAUUCAGACGUUCAGUUACGGACAGGACUUGACGUUCGAUGCUUUCGUGCAGUUCAAGGAGUACAUCAGCUUCGUUAAGUCGAUGGAUGCCUUAAGAGGGAUGAAACUCAUGUACAAAGAUGAGAAGGACGACAAGGCCUACACUACUAACAUCAAGGUUGACUUUGACAAGACAAAGCAUUUGAGUGAUAAAAAUAUUCGAAAACGGCGUCUUGAGCGUGAAAAGUUGGAAGCACUUGAACGAGAAAGAGAAGAAAAAGCAAAGAAGCUUAAAGAAGAGGAAGAAAGGAAAAAGGAAGAAGACAGACAAAGAAAACUUGAAGAAGAGCGUGACAAGGAGAGAAAACGACAGGAGAAAAUCCAGAGGAAAAUUGACCGAAGGAAGGAGAGGGAAGCUAUUAGACAGCAGAAAAGGCUGGAGAGAAAAAGAAGGGAAGAGGAAGAGAAGAUUCGGUUGAAGAUUGCCAUGGAGGAGAGACGACUGUUGGUAGCUCAGAGGAAGUUGGAAUCACUGAGACUCCUGUCGGAACUCUUUAACAGGAUAAAAGAAGAUAAGUUAAAAGAAGAUUUGGUGGAAUGGGAAAAAGAGUUGGAACGAGAGAAGCUGCGGCAAAUUGAAUAUGACCGGAAACGAAAGCUUGAAGAGGAGAUGCUAAAAGCAGAGGCCAAAAGGAUGAAGAAGGAACAGCUGGCCCAGCAGGAGAAAGAUCUGAGGGACAAAAUCUUAAAGCACAUGAAGGAGAAGGAGGAGAAGGAACAGGAGACCCAGAGGGAGGAGCUGAGGAGGAAGCUGUCUGGGAAGAAGAAACUGAAGAGUGCGGUCAUCAUGAAAAGAUGACUACGGAAUGCACUGACUGAUCUUUGGGAUAAGUCAGCAUGAAGUCGUGAAGAAGGUGCUGCUGGGAAUUUAAAAUAUGUCAGUGUUAAGCAUUGAAUUGCAGAUGAUGCUUGCAGACAUAUGAGAAGUGUGUCAGUAUAAAGCAGUGAAUUGCUGAAGAUGCUGAAGUUUGAUGGUGCCAGAGUUUGAAAUACAUCAGGAUCGAGCACCGGAUUGUUGAUGGUCCUGCAGACAGUUGUGAGGUGUCAGUGUAAAGCAGUGAAUUGCUGAAGAUGCUGAAGUCUGAUAGUGACAAAGUUUGUGAUACAUCAGUAUUGAUUGUUGAUGGUGCUGCAGAUUUGAGAUGUGUCAGAAUAUAUUAAUAAAUUGCGGAACAUGCUGAAAUGUGAUCCUGCCAAAAUUUUAAAUAUGUUGAGCAAUGAAUUGCUAAUGGUGCUGUGAUCAUUUUGAGAAACGUUGCAGGAUAAAGAUGCUGAAGAGUCCAAUUAAAGCAAUGAAUUGAUGAAGAGAUCCAAGUUUUAAAUCGGUCGACAUGUAAGAGGAAUUUAUGAAGAAGGUCAGAGUAAAGAGAUUUUUCUUGAAAAGAUUAUGCUGAAAUAACAAAAUAUGAAUUGAAAAGAUGAUGCUGAAAUAAGAUAUUGACUGCUAAUGAUACUACAGCAGUUCAAGUGAAAUCAUCAUGAAAAAGUGAUUUGAUGGUGCAUCACAAUGGUGAUAAAAAGAUGGCUGAUGGUGCAUCACAUUGGUCAUGAAAAGAUGACUUGAUGGUGCAUCACAAUGAUCAUAUAAAGAUGACUUGAUGAAACAUCACAUUGGUCAUGAAAAGAUGACUUGAUGAAGCAUCACAUUGGUGCUAAAAAGAUUAUUGAUAGAGCAUCUUAUUGGCCAUGAAAAGGUGACUUGAUUAUUUGUCCGGUGAAGUUUUACAUUGGUCAAGAAAAGAUACUGUGAGAUUAUUUGAGGCAAUACUAAGGGACUGAAGUGCUUCUGUGAUAUGCAGUUAGGAUACAUAAAGAUGUUGAGUGAGGUUGACACAAUCAAAGUAACGGUACAUAGUACCAAUAAUAUGACACACAAAGGUCACAACAAAUGUAUUGUCUGGUUAAGCAGCCUCAUCUGGUUUCGACAUGUUAAGAAAGUCUAAUCUCGAUCAGUAUUGCCUGUAAUAAACUAUUAGUAUUGCCAGAAGACUUCCAUUGGAAAGUUUUAAGAAGCAGUUUUUACCAAAGAACUUUCAAUUUGAAUUGUACUCAUCUUGGAAAUUUGUGUUAUAUAAAGUGACAUUGAGAAA